Molecule: messenger RNA, 5630 nt
Organism: Bradysia coprophila
Lineage: Eukaryota; Metazoa; Arthropoda; Insecta; Diptera; Sciaridae
Gene: na
Product: sodium leak channel non-selective protein na
Biological process (GO): transmembrane transport; positive regulation of synaptic transmission, GABAergic; positive regulation of synaptic transmission, cholinergic
Cellular component (GO): plasma membrane
Molecular function (GO): monoatomic cation channel activity
Source: RefSeq, a predicted model, not a curated record
UCAUAAUAGAAAAUCAAAUGGUGUGGCAUCGAUGAAAAAAUAUUUUGUGAAAAUGUAAAACGAAAUUUUCCUAUUUAAACAAAACCAAUGAAGAUAAAAGACUUCAAUAACUUUACUACAACCAGUGCCAAAUAGAAUAAAAGUAAAAUGAAGAGUGAAUAGUAAAGGGUGAAGGGUAAAUUGAUAUGUUAAGUGGUCCAGUGAACAUAUUUAAUGGUGGCCAAGGAAGAAAUUGAUAAAACUCCAAAAAAUUUUUGAUUUUUUUUACAAAUUAAUGCCAAAAACGAUAAGUUAACAUGCUAGGUAGAAAGCAAAGCCUUAAGGGCGAGCCUAUACUGGCUGAUUAUGGUCCGGAGGAGAGUUUGAAUGAAAGUGCUGAUAUUGAAUGGGUGAACAAGUUAUGGGUUCGAAGAUUAAUGCGUCUCUGUGCAUUAAUAUCGCUUGCCUCAGUAUCGUGCAAUACACCGAAAACCUUCGAACGGUAUCCAUUCUUUCAAUAUCUCACUUUUAUAUCUGACACUACGGUAACGUUACUGUUCUCCGCUGAAAUGGUUGCGAAAAUGCACAUACGCGGAAUAUUAAAGAAAUCGCUACAGGGUGAAGUGCCCUAUUUCAAAGAUCACUGGUGUCAAUUCGAUGCGUCAAUGGUAGUGUUUCUGUGGCUGUCCAUAACAUUGCAAAUAUUUGAAAUGUUGGGAAUUGUGCAGAGAUUCUCAUCGCUGUCGAUAAUUCGAGCACCACGACCGCUGAUUAUGAUACGGUUUUUGAGAGUUUUCCUGAAAUUUUCGAUGCCCAAGAAGCGAAUCAAUCAAAUUUUCAAACGUUCGAGUCAACAGAUUUACAACGUUACGCUGUUCUUCUUGUUCUUUAUGUCUCUCUACGGACUUCUAGGGGUGCAGUUCUUUGGUGAAUUGAAGAACCAUUGCGUUUUGAAUACAACCGAAAAUGAAUUCCUCACGAUUAAUUCUUUGGCCAUACCAGACACAUUCUGUUCAACCGAUCCUGAUUCAGGCUAUCAGUGCCCCAGUGGAAUGAAAUGUUUGAAAAUGGAUUUUUUGAGCAAUUAUGUGAUGGGAUUCAAUGGAUUCGAGGAUUUGUACACAAGUAUAUUCACAGUGUAUCAGGCGGCAUCGCAGGAAGGCUGGGUUUUCAUAAUGUACAGAGCUAUUGAUUCGCUACCAGCGUGGAGAGCAGCCUUUUACUUUAGUACAAUGAUCUUCUUCUUGGCAUGGUUGGUCAAAAACGUUUUCAUAGCCGUAAUCACCGAGACAUUCAACGAGAUUCGAGUACAGUUUCAAUUUCGAGCCCGCGGACAAAUACAGAAUAGUGCAGCGUCACAGAUGUUAACUGGUGACGAUGCGUGCUGGAAACUGAUAACUAUUGACGACAGUAAACACGGUGGCAUUGCACCGGAUAUAUGUCAUGCAAUUUUACGGUCGCCGUACUUUCGAAUGAUUGUGAUGACGGUAAUAUUAGCCAAUGGCAUAGUCACGGCGAGUAUGAACUUCAAACAUGACGGUCGCCCGAGACAAGUAUUCUAUGAGCAUUACUACUACAUCGAGUUGGCGUUUACAUUUUUCCUUGACUUGGAAACGCUGUUCAAGAUUUACUGUUUGGGAUGGAGGAGCUAUCACAAACAUUCAAUACACAAAUUCGAACUCCUUCUGGCUAUCGGGACAACUUUGCACGUUCUACCUGGAUUGUAUCUGUCCGGGCUGACGUACUUCCAAGUUCUACGUGUUGUUCGACUGAUCAAGGCAUCACCGAUGCUGGAAGGAUUCGUUUAUAAAAUCUUUGGCCCAGGAAAGAAACUCGGUUCACUCAUCAUAUUCACCAUGUGUCUGUUGGUGGUCAGUUCCAGCAUUUCGAUGCAAUUGUUUUGCUUUUUGUGUGACUUUACAAAGUUCGAAACAUUUCCGGAAGCUUUUAUGUCUAUGUUUCAAAUAUUGACUCAAGAGGCGUGGGUGGAAGUUAUGGAUGAGACAAUGAUACGAACGAGUAAAACACUUACGCCACUGGUGGCUAUGUAUUUCAUCUUGUAUCAUCUGUUUGUCACAUUGAUUGUGUUGAGUUUGUUCGUUGCGGUUAUCUUGGAUAAUUUGGAGUUGGAUGAGGAUAUCAAGAAAUUGAAACAGUUGAAAUUUCGGGAACAAAGUGCCGAAAUCAAAGAGACUCUACCGUUUCGUUUGCGUGUUUUUGAGAAGUUUCCCGAUUCACCCCAGAUGACCAUUCUGCAUAAGAUACCCAGCGAUUUUACAUUACCAAAGGUACGAGAAUCAUUCAUGAAACAGUUUGUGAUUGAGUUGGAAAGUGACGAUCCCAUGGCUAUGGAAUCUACCAAGCGACCGAUUUCGGAAUGCUGGGAAUCGAAUGUAGUGUUUCGGAAGCAAAAGCCGGUGCGCAUCAUGAACAAAACCUCGAAGGUCCGGUCGGUUGGAUGCAGUUUGCGUAAAUCGGCUAUAACGCACAUAAUAAACGAUUCAAACAAUCAACGUUUAAUGCUUGGAGACUCAGCAAUGCUUCCCGUUGCUGGAGGAAAGUCAGGGCUUAAACCGCAGGGUACAAUAACUCAUCAGAAGCAGUGGCGAGCUGACCAGAAAAAAUUCGGCUCUCGAUCGAUACGUCGAAGUGUACGAAGCGGUUCCAUUAAACUCAAGCAAACGUACGAACAUUUAAUGGAAAAUGGUGACAUUGGAGCUGCAUCUCGUGUCACAUCGUCACGAGCACGGCCCCACGAAUUGGAUAUAAAACUAUUGCAGGCCAAACGCCAACAGGCUGAAAUGCGUCGAAAUCAACGCGAAGAAGACUUGCGAGAAAAUCAUCCGUUUUUCGAUACGCCACUCUUUGUCGUUCCUCGCGAAAGUCGCUUCCGGAAAAUUUGCCAAAUAAUCGUUCAUGGUCGGUACGAUGCCAGAUUAAAGGAUCCGCUGACCGGAAAGGAGCGCAAGGUUCAAUACAAAAGCUUGCACAAUUUUCUGGGACUGGUCACGUACUUGGAUUGGGUUAUGAUUUUCAUCACCACAAUCUCUUGUAUAUCAAUGAUGUUCGAGACGCCACAGUUCCGAGUUAUGGAGAAUGUGGUACUUCAAGUGGCCGAAUAUGCUUUCGUCAUUUUCAUGAGUCUUGAAUUGACACUGAAAAUUCUGGCUGAUGGACUGUUCUUCACACCCAAAGCAUACAUGAAAGACGUUGCAUCUGCCUUAGAUGUGUUCAUUUACAUAGUGUCGACAACAUUUUUGAUUUGGAUGCCCAAAUCGGUUCCAAGCAAUUCGUCUGCUCAACUCUUAAUGAUUCUGCGAUGCGUCCGACCACUUCGAAUAUUCACUUUAGUUCCACAUAUGAGGAAAGUGGUGUACGAAUUGUGCCGAGGCUUUAAGGAGAUCUUGCUCGUAUCGACACUUUUGAUUCUUCUGAUGUUUGUGUUUGCCAGUUAUGGAGUUCAAUUAUACGGUGGAAGACUAGCGCGGUGCAACGAUCCAACAAUCAUAAAACGUGCUGACUGUGUUGGUGUAUUUAUGCGUCGCGUCUUCGUGACUAAGAUGAAACUUCAACCCGGUUUCAAUGAGUCCUAUCCGUCGAUGUUAGUACCGAGAGUCUGGGCCAAUCCACGUCGAUUCAACUUUGAUAACAUUGGAGAUGCUAUGCUCGCAUUGUUCGAAGUUUUAUCGUUCAAGGGAUGGCUGGACGUUCGCGAUGUUUUGAUCAAAGCAGUGGGACCGGUCCAUGCCAUCUACAUUCACAUCUACAUCUUCUUGGGCUGUAUGAUCGGAUUGACGCUAUUUGUUGGUGUUGUUAUUGCCAAUUAUUCGGAGAAUAAGGGCACUGCUCUGUUAACCGUCGAUCAGAGAAGAUGGUGUGAUCUUAAAAAGCGACUAAAGAUCGCUCAACCUCUUCACCUUCCACCAAGACCCGAUGGGCGAAAGUUUCGCGCAUUCGUUUACGAUAUAACACAGAACAUCAUUUUCAAACGAUGCAUUGCUGUCGUUGUAUUGGUGAACAGUAUGCUCCUGUCUAUAACGUGGAUCAAAGACGAAAUUCACACCGAACGUUUGGUCAUCAUUAGCACGUUAUUAACGUUUGUGUUUGUCAUUGAGGUGGUCAUGAAAAAUAUCGCCUUUACCCCACGAGGAUACUGGCAAUCGCGUCGAAAUCGAUACGACCUACUUGUUACCGUAGCUGGUGUUGUUUGGAUAUUCUUACAAACAACACUACGCAGUCAUCUGUCCUACUUCAUUGGUUUCAUGGUGGUGAUACUGCGGUUCUUUACCAUAACCGGCAAACAUACGACACUGAAAAUGCUAAUGUUAACAGUCGGCGUAUCUGUGUGCAAAUCUUUCUUCAUCAUUUUCGGCAUGUUUUUGCUGGUGUUCUUCUACGCUCUUGCCGGUACAAUUUUAUUCGGUACCGUCAAGUAUGGUGAAGGCAUUGGUCGUCGAGCUAAUUUUGGUUCGCCGAUAACUGGCGUUGCAAUGUUAUUCCGGAUUGUAACGGGUGAAGAUUGGAAUAAGAUCAUGCACGACUGUAUGGUACAGCCGCCGUAUUGUACGAUUUCAGCAAACUAUUGGGAAACUGAUUGUGGAAAUUUCACCGCAAGUUUGGUUUACUUUUGCACAUUCUAUGUGAUAAUCACAUACAUUGUGUUGAAUCUGUUGGUGGCUAUCAUCAUGGAGAACUUUUCAUUGUUCUAUUCCAACGAAGAAGACGCCCUGCUUUCCUAUGCUGACAUUCGGAAUUUCCAGAACACUUGGAAUAUAGUCGACAUUCAUCAGCGUGGGGUGAUACCUGUUCGAAGGGUGAAAUUCAUUUUAUGUUUGCUGAAAGGACGGCUCGAGUGCAAUCCACAAAAGGAUAGAUUGCUGUUCAAGUACAUGUGCUACGAGUUGGAUAAAUUGCAUAACGGUGAAGAUGUCACCUUUCAUGACGUUAUCAAUAUGCUGUCGUAUCGGUCAGUUGAUAUACGGAAAGCUCUCCAAUUGGAGGAAUUAUUGGCGAGGGAAGAGUUUGAAUACAUAAUCGAAGAAGAAGUCGCUAAACAGACUAUUCGAACAUGGUUGGAAGGAUGUUUGAAAAAAAUACGAACUCAAAAUGCUAGCAAACAGCAAAACUCUCUUCUCGCGGGUUUGCGCGCUACCAACGAAGCUUUGCAGAAACAGGAACUUGACGACGAGAAGAAAGAAGGUUCCAUUGAAUCGGAGCCCGAUUUGAAAGAGGCCGAUACACAGCGCAUUUCAAAAAAAUCCCAAAACAUUCUCAAUCGAUCCGAUUCCACCGGCAGCACCAAUGGCAGAAAGUUUUUAGCGCCCACACUGUCCGAUCCUCAAGCCCGUAAUCCGAAAGAUACAUUUACAUCGAACAAAAAGAAGGGGCCAGUACGUCCAGCCAGUACGGCUAAGCCAAGUCUAACACAUUUCAAUGAACUGACACAUCAUCAUGCCGGCCAUACACAUGGCCAUGGUCAUGAACAAGCACAAGCCACAAAAAUGUCAGCUGUAGCUAAUCAGGUGACGAUGGUGUAUGAGGUACAUGAUUGGUGGUCGGAGCAAGUGAUUUGUACGCAAAGUAGUGACGAAGAAAUGUAGUUGUUAGUGUUGUGUGUUAUUGGGAAAAUAAAGUUUUCAUUAUUUAGAAGA